Messenger RNA from Bradysia coprophila, 1117 nucleotides. RefSeq lists its product as uncharacterized. The record is from RefSeq and is a predicted model, not a curated record. Lineage: Eukaryota; Metazoa; Arthropoda; Insecta; Diptera; Sciaridae.
AUGCUUAUGAAUAAGCUGAAGCAAAUCAGACCAGACAGUAAAAUGUUCAAAAAUAUCAAUAAACUUUUGGGUGAUAAUAGAAAGACGGUGCCCGAACUGAAGGCAAGUGAUGGCUCUCUAAUUAGUAAUCCAUUCGAUAAAGCUAACGCCAUUGCUAAAGUAUAUGGCGACGUUCACCGACAGAAUAGAGAAAUGGGUGAUCCUGAUUUUGAUGUAGUCGUGUUGUCUGAGUUCAUUCAGUUUGCUGUAUCGCAACGGAAAAGUAAAGACCGUCCAAUUGUCGAUGCAAUGUUGAGUAGUAAGAUCCUCUUCAGUAUCUUAGUUUUAGCUGCGGCUGAGGCUUCCACAGCUGUAUGUACUCCUCGUAAUACUGUUAUCCAAACUCAUUACGAGGAAACCUUUUCCUAUUCCCGAAAUCCACACUGCAGACCCAGUAGAUUGGAUAGAGGGAUUCAGUGUUGUGAUGUUGGGCCAACGAUUACAGUUCAGGGAGGAUUGUAUUCGAAUUAUGAGCUCCAUUUUGUGCCACUGGCGUCAGUAUAUUACGUCGCGCGACUUGCCGAUGCUAUGGGAUACCAAAAUCGUUGUCCUACAAACACCACCUUCCUGAGAGAGUUGGACAUUCAAACAGCUUGGAGUGGUACUCGUGGCGCAAUUGCGGCAGAUGGAACAUGUGGGUAUAACAACCUCAUACGUAGACAAUGCAUAUUUCCAAGCGUCAAAUAUCCUUUUCUCUGCAAAGGAAUCGAAGGUACUCCAGGAACAUACGGAAGGCGGCUAGAAACACUAUCCUACAUCAGUAUACUGCAGGGUGCAAACUUAAGGUGGACGCUCUUCGUGCACUGUUGGAGAGCAAAGAGUCCAGAAAAUCCAAUGUCUCAGGAAAUUGCUACGUCAUUCAAUGUGUUUAAUUUGGAUCCGGAAUUUUCGGCCGAGGACCGAGCACUCGUCAUUGGAGAAUUGAAGAAACGAGGAUUCAAUACUCAUCCGUCGAAUCUAAUUGAAUUCGACUACUUGACCACGAAUUGCAGUUAAUUUUCCUAGGAAUUGUUUUCAGUGGUAGUUCGACACCUUCAUUUUGUAAUGUGUAACUUUCACUCACAAUCGUGAAAAUAAA